AUGCAGCUAGGCCCACUCCGCUCCACCGGCCGCCUACCGGAUGGACCACUCGAGGACAAGAAAGCAGAAGACGGCUCUGGGGGGUUGCAUGCGGUCCAGACUGCCAAGAAGACCCGAACUCUUGCUGAGUGGGCGGCAUUGGGGCGUUCGCCGACCCCCACAUUUCGUCUGCUCGACCUCCCCGAGGACAUCAUCGACCUGAUACUGCAAUUUGUGGCGCUAGUACGUCUGACGACUCAGUAGUAACCCGGAUCGCAUGUACUGACCUGGCUGCUCACUGCCCGACGUUGAUGCAUUGGCUGGCCACGCACCUUCUUCGUCAAUGGCCGAUGUCGACCUCGUUCCGUUCCUAUGCCGGCUACAUGAUCACACCAUAGCAUCGUUACUCGUACUCGGAAUCGCGUCGACCCAGACCAUCUCCACUCGAGAUGCUUUCGCUGUCCAAGUCGCCGAUCUUGCGCUGGCGUUGCCAGGCUCUGCUCUAUCAUCGCGGAAGUUCUGAACCCGAUCCCAUCCCAGAUCCAGAUUUUCAAUCGGUUUCGAAGGCUGCACUACCUCAGAUUCAUUCAAACGGCCCUCGAGACUGUGAAAGACGUCACCAUACCACCGAACGCGAGGUUUGUCGAGCUGUCGACUCAAGUCAUGACCUACUCUGAGAUAGGGGGCUCAGGGGCUUCCGCCUCAAGGUCGCGCAAUUGGUCCUUCCCCAUGGGUUUCUCCCUCCUCAUCACAUCCAACCUCACCGAAUUGCGUUUGCGGCAUCUCCAGUUCGACAUGUGGCUACUCCCUGUCAGUCCGUCCCAGUCGAUGAGGAUCAGGCGACUCGAUCUGGUCGACGUCAGGGACGAUGGCGCAGUUCUUGUUGGAGCAGUGCAAGGCGCUGACGGAACUCAAGUUGACGCUAUGGAAUGUCAAGAGGCCCAUAGCCCAAUGGGUACGCAUGUGGGAUCGACUCGAGGUGUUCGAAAUCGAAUGCCGUCCGUUGCAGAAGUCUCCAUCUGCCACCAUCUUCACGCAGCUUCCUCUGGAGACGGCUCUGCAGUCCCUGAUUGUGCGUCUGCUUGGUCGGUUCAUCAUUGGUUCAACGGUGCGAAGUUCUCCGCUCAAGUCCCAACUGACGGGCCGGUGCGUGGAUUUGUUGCAGAUUCCUUCCGACGCGGCUUUACGAUCCCUCAGCGUGACGAUUUUUCGGUCGAGCCAGAGUCGCCCAUCGCGCACAGUAGGCGAACGACUGUGUGCCGCACUCGAGUGUUUCUCACCCGCGGGGCCCAAAAUUCGACACCUCAGUCUGGACGAGUUCACUCUGCUCAAGCCCCAAGACGUCGAGUGGCCGGCGGAAAAGUUUCCGAAUGUGAGGGAGCUGCACCUCGGCGAUCGGAUCGUAUGGGCUGGUGGAAGAGUCAGUCCGUCUCAAAGGCUGCGGUAG
Molecule: messenger RNA, 1426 nt
Organism: Microbotryum saponariae
Lineage: Eukaryota; Fungi; Basidiomycota; Microbotryomycetes; Microbotryales; Microbotryaceae
Source: the annotation of a GenBank genome assembly